GUGGCUGUCCGCUGUUGACAGUGGUUAUCACUUCCUCAUAGUCUGCAAAGCGUGGAGGCUGCUCCGGGGAGCCGAUGGGUAAGAUAGCCUUUUUCCCCAGGCCCACCCUCCUCUGGCAUCCUGUUAGCUGGGUUCCCAGCCCUGGAGAGCUACCCUGCGCUUGAGGUGUGGUGGUUGGUUUGUCUGGGCGCCGUCCUGCCGGCUCGGGGAAUGCCUCCGUAGGGUUAGAUCUGAGUGCUGGUGAAGAUCGGCGCCUGCCCAGAGGAGCGAGGGGUGCUCCUUCUAGAACGUUUAUAGAUGGAUUUUUGACCUGGGCUACAGGAACAGGGUUUCUGUUAGCUUAUCAAUGGCCAAACAGCCUGCCACAUAGCUAUGUUUUUUUCUUGAGUCAGACUGAUCACUGUCUCUGUAGCUUCAGACAGCGUCUGCUUUGAAAUGAGGGCUUCAUCCUUUUGACGGGAAGCCCUGACACCAGCAGUCAAGGUAUCAUUUCCUAAAACUACCAUGAGAUCAUCUUUGGACAAACACAUCCAAGCUAUUGCAGGCGGCUCUUUAUUCUGAAAUUCAAAUAACGUGUCUCCUCUGCAUCUGUGAUUCUACCGUGUUCUGUUUCUUGUCUUAAAAACACUUUCGGUUUUUGCUGUUUGAAAUCUGCUUAUGUGGAAUCUACAUGGGAGAGGAUGGAAACAACAUCCAUUUGACAACUUCCUUGCUCAGUUUAAAGGGUUGUUUAACAUCGUGGGACAGCCAAGUGGGACUUUACAGGUGUUGCCAUGUGGGUGCAGAGCAUACUGAAUAGAGACACACGCAUACAGAGCACAGCAAAUACUAAAACUCCCUGUAUGUCUCCGAGUACUUCUCUCAGAGCGCACAGAAGCUGUCCUUCUACAGCUGGUAUGGGAACGCUAAGCUCUUCCACUUCCAUGUGCCAGAAGACACUGUGCUGCUUCGCUGGCUCCUGCAAGCAUCCCGGGGGAAAGGACCUGAGUGCACCAACAUGGAGAUCACAGUGUAUGCACUUUCGCUUCGGAGCCCCUCCUGUAAUUAAUCCACUGGGCACUCGUUUUCCUGCAAAUGCAACCGUCCGUCCUUCCUAUAACAUAAGCAUCACUCUGAGCAGCGCUGUGCAAAACACCACCUUUGUGAACAUCACCACCCCUGCUGCUGGAGACUGGUUCAUCGCUGCCCAUCUCCCUGAGGCUGCUGGCAGGAUUGAAGUGAAGGGUUUCUCCACUCCGUGCCCCUAUAUGUUCCAGGCAGAUAUGUUUGUGCUCAGACUCACUGAGAUGCCUGUUCUGGAGCCUGGUGUUGCUAUGCCACAAACCGUUGUCUCGCCUGCUAAGCCACUGCAUGUCAAGGUCUUCGUUCCCAAGCAUGCCGCAGGGAUGCGGUUUGAGCUGCGAAGCUGCGUGACAAGUGAGCAAAAAGCGUGCGCUGUGCGGGUAGUGCUGGGCUCCAUCACGCUGCCCCAGUCCUUCCAGAGGAUCAUCACCUGCGUGGGAAACGUAAACUGCAGCCUGGCCCUGGAUUCACCCCCCUGGGAGAAGUGGCUGCAGAUCAUGGUGGAGAGUCUCGGUGCUGCCAAUGCCAGUGUGUCGGUGGAGAUGCUGGCUUCCUUCACAGCUUGCAGACCGGGCAGUACCAGUUCAUUCCUUAACUUCAGCAGCCUAAACCAGAGCCAAGCUGGUCCCAGACCAGGUAGCACAGGAGCAGCAGGGAGCUCCGCUCUGCCUACAGGAGAGGCUUCACGCAAUGUGUCUGACCAGAGGGGCUUCUGUCUGCAGUACCAGCCUGUCGUUCGUGAGGACCUGGAUGUGGUGUCUGUGCGCUACAGGCUCUUGAAUGGUCCCAGUGUGCCUGUGCACUCCAUCUCCCCAACCCUCCUCCUCCUCAACCUAAACACUGGCAUGGACAGCGGGGGUUCCCUCGUGGUCAAUCUCCUGCUUAACAAGACGUCCGUGAGCCUGGCCAAUGCCACCGUGGUAGCGUGUGUGAGCGCAGCUUCGCCGGUGCUGUCCCUCAAUGCCACGCAGAACUGCAGCACAGCUUUUUUCCAGGGCUAUCCUCUGAGCAUGAGCACAUCCUCUGCAGAAGCGAUGCUGAUUGUCCUGUACCCGCAGACGGAUGACUGGUUCCUCUCCCUGCAGCUCAUCUGCCCAAAGGGCCAGGGUGAAUGUAACGCCGCAGAAGCCAAAGUGACCGUCUUCGCAUACCUCACCCCCUGCUUCAAUGACUGUGGGCCAUAUGGACAAUGCAGCCUCCUGAGAAGACAUGGCUACCUCUAUGCUGGCUGCAGCUGCAAGGCUGGUUGGGGCGGGUGGAGCUGCACGGACGAUACCAAGGCCCAGUCUGUCGGUGCACAGAACCUGGCCACCCUCCUGCUCACCCUGAGCAACCUCAUGUUCCUGCCGGCAAUAGCGGUUGCUGUUUAUCGCUACUACCUGGUGGAGGCCUCCGUCUACACCUACACCAUGUUCUUCUCCACGUUCUACCACGCGUGUGACCAGCCAGGCGUCGCAGUGAUGUGCAUCAUGGACUACGAUACACUACAGUACUGUGACUUUUUGGGCUCCGUGGUGUCCAUCUGGGUGACGAUCCUGUGCAUGUCCAGGGUGAAGAAGAUCCUGAAAUACGUCCUUUUCGUCUUGGGGACCCUGUUAAUUGCCAUGUCCCUGCAGCUGGACCGCAGAGGGGUGUGGAACAUGAUGGGUCCCUGCCUCUUUGCCCUCGUCAUCAUGAUUGCAGCGUGGGUUUACCACGGAGUGAAGCGCAGACACUGCUACCCCUCCUCGUGGAAGCGCUGGGUUUUCUACCUCCUCCCAGGGAUCACCUUGGCUUUCAUCGCCAUCUCAGUAUAUGCAUUCAUGGAAACCAAUGAGAACUAUUACUACACCCACAGCACCUGGCACGUGCUGGUGGCUUGCAGCGUUGCUUUCCUGCUUCCUCCUCGGGACAAGCAUAAGAAGCCCUGGGCCUGGUCACAGAAGCUCACUUGUCGCUAUCAGAUCUGCCAGAACGACCGUGAGGAGCUCUAUGCUGUGACCUGAACUGCUUGGCUCCCAGUCGCAGAGGUGGAGGAGGGCUGGUGAGGUUGCUUUUCGACUGGGCUGCUGCUCUCCCACACAUCAGCGAUCCUCUUACGUGCUCGUUCACUGGAGGGUGCAGUAUGGACCGGGUUUAAAGAUGAAGAUGGUGGACUUGUCUUGUGAAGGCAAGUUUGAGGCCACCUCUGCUUUUCUGCUGGGAUGGGGCAGGCUCUUUGUGGUUCUAGAUCAAGGAAUAGCCUGUCCCCCACCUCCCCAUGGCCCUGGGGGAAAUCACCAACCCUUCUUCCCCUCCUGCUGCGUCCAUGAGGCUUGGGCUUAGCCCACACUGAGCUGGACCCAGGGCUUUGGCUGCUGGGUUCUUCUCUGCACCCCCUGUCCUAGCAGAGGACUGUAGGACAGGGAUUUCCCCUGCCAUCCUGCAAUCAGCAUUUGAACCCAAGAGAAGAACGGGUUUCUUCUGAUCUGGGGGGCAAAUGCUGCCGCGUGCCCUUGGUGCUGAUGGGGAGGGAGGGAGCUGAUCUCGGUGUGUGCCGGGCCCUUGGCCACCGUCUCCACAGGGGUCUGGAGCCUCUCUCCCCAUGAAACAGGCGGUGCUGCUCUUACCUAGUCCUGAUUCUGAGGAGGGAAGAACAAGGCCAGGACUUGGUCCCUGGAUUCAGGAUCAGACUUGGCAGGAAUGUGAAAAAACCCCAUGCAGGGACAUGCAAGAGGCAUCAACAGCAUCUCGCCCAGAGCUGUGAAACCUGCAGCAGUGCAGGGUUUAGUCCAAGUUUAACUUUAGCCCUCUUAGCUCAUCUAGAAGGAGCCAGGCUGCUGCACUGUCCCCUUCCUCUCUUGAUGUUCAGGUAUUCACUGUCUUCCUCACUGUCUUCCUCCCCUCUGUGGGUUUGGCGUGUGCGCAGCUCUGCCUGGGGCAGCGUAGGUGGUCCGGGAUGGUGUCUGAGCUGUGCACCCCCUGCUCCUCCAGCCUGCUGUGCCUCGGAGGCUGGAUUUGCUGCGGAGUCACGGCCGAUCUGAGGCUACUGGCAGCGUCCCACCCCAGCCAGGAGCAUCGCCAUGGGCUCCCCGGGUGGCUACGGUCUCCUUUGCAGCAUCUGUCUCACCUUAGCCUUACUAUAGGGCGUGCAGGCAUCAGAAAGCAAGGGCAGAAACUUGGCAACCGGGAAAGUUGUUUUUGCCCAUCCUUAUUCUAUAGAUAAGGGCUCAAAUACAUCGUUCCUUGCUGGUUUAUUCCAGCUGUGGUCGGUCUGGUGUGUGCUGCUGGGAGCCGCUCCUCACGUGGCUUUGAGGAGGAAAGAGCUAUUAAUGAAGGAUUUGCCUCGGGGUUAUUUCUUUGCUUUGGAGAGCGCCCAGCCUUCUGCUCAGCUCUGCACUUUAUCCCUCUGCCUCCCCUUCCUCUGCAAACUCUGACUUUUUAAGCGGACGCAGGACGAGCGAAGGGCACUCGCCUGCACCCAGCGGUGUCGUCCCCACGUCCCCCGCCUUUCCUUUUGCUGCUGCCAUCCACGACAGCACGGCGGGAGCGGGGGGGAACGUGGGGCCCUCAGGGUUUCCUCCAACUUUUAUCGCUUUUAGGCACUUUUUUUCCCCCCCCCUCCCCAUCUCAGUUUGCACAGCGGCGUUGCAGCCCCGGCGCUGAGGCAGGCACCCGCCGCUCCUUCACAGCCGUGCCGUCCCUGCCAGGCCGCCCGUCCGGCCCGGGUGCUGCCGGUUACCAGAGAAAGCAAUAAUUCCUCGUCCGGCCUUUUCUUUCGGGGCUUCUACGCCUCGAAGCGGAAGCUUUGGGGUGAGAGAUCCUGCUAA
This is a messenger RNA of Aquila chrysaetos chrysaetos, 4850 nucleotides long. It is a transcript of the gene PGAP6, whose product is annotated as post-glycosylphosphatidylinositol attachment to proteins 6. The record is from RefSeq and is a predicted model, not a curated record. Bases 774 to 3047 code for a protein of 757 amino acids. Gene Ontology annotation, cellular component: plasma membrane. The transcript is spliced from 13 exons. Lineage: Eukaryota; Metazoa; Chordata; Aves; Accipitriformes; Accipitridae.